GUUAGGGACUAGGGUUUAGCGUGGGGUUUAGUUUAGUUGUUAGGGUUUAAUAUUUAUGAUGGUAUGUAGUUAAGGUUGGUGGUUAGGGUUUAGUUUAGGGUUUAGGGGUGACAUUAAGGUUUGGUGUGGGGCUUAGGGUUUAAUAUAUGUUGUGGUAUGUUGUGGUAUGUUGUUGGUAGUUUUAGAAAUGGUAGAUAUGUAAAGGGGUAGAGUUGGUGGUUAGGGUUUAUUCUAGUGCCUAGGGUUGAGCUUUGGGUUUAGUUUAGGGUUUAGGAUUUAUUUUAGUUGUUAUGGUUGAGCUAAUGGUUUAGUUUAGUCGUUAGGGUAGAUAUGUAUGGGUAGGGUUAGUGGUUAGGGUUUAUUCUAGUGACUAGGAUUGAGCCUUGGGCUUAGUUUAGUUGUUAGGGUUUAUUUUAUUGGUUAGGGUUGAGGUUAUGGUUUAGUUUACUUGUUAGGUUUUAAUAUAUAUGGUGGUAUGUUAUUGAGUUUUAGAAAUGGUAGAUAUGUAGUGGUUAAGGUUUAGUUUAGUUCGUAGGGUUUAUUUUUAGAGGUUAGGGUCGAGCUUAGGGUUUAGUUUAGUGAUUAGUUUAGAUGUUAGGGUUUAAUAUAUAUGGUUGUUUGUUAUUAGUAGUUUUAGAAAUUAUAGAUAUGUAGAUAUGUAGGCAAUGGGAAGUUACCCCUGUUACUGAGGAUGUUCCUGAGAUGACUGAGGACGUACCUGUACCUGGUGCAGAGGGAUUAGCUGGUGAUGGUGCUGAGGGAUCAGCUAUUGAUGAUGCUGAGGGAUUCUCAGGUGGGCCACGUGACCCAUCAGUGCUGACUUCGUUUGCUGAGCAUGUUGCACAUAGCAUAUGGAAUGGAGAGGAACGUCCUGAAUUGAAGUUGGUCUCCCAUGGAAGGAAGGUUGAGAAACUUGGGAGGCCAGCUCCUGGGAUUGAAGGGCUAGUCGCUGCCACAGGAUUAACUCCUUUGAUCGCGUGUUCAGUAGUCACCGGUGAUCGGGGAGUUAUAUCCACUUUUGUCGAGAGGUGGCAUAAGGAGACUAGCAACUUCCAUCUUCUAGUACGAGAGCUGACCAUCACACUGGAUGAUGUGGCGUCACUCCUCUAUCUUUCGAUCAUAGGCGCCUUCCACAGCUUCGAGCCUUUACAUGUAGACGAGGCGAUCAUCAUGCUGGUGGAGUUGCUAGAGGUCUCGGGUGAGGAGGCUAAAGCUGAGACUGCAUAGUGUCAUGGGGCAUAUGUACACCUGUCAUGGCUACGGGAUAUCUAUCAAAGGAGAUGCGAGGCCCGACAGUGGAUAGUUGCAGCUCGUGCGUAUCUCCUACACUUGGUUGGUUGCGCUCUUUUUGCUAACAAGAGUGCAACACAUGUUCAUGUAGUUCAUUUGGACGCUUUUCGAGACUUGGCUCAGAGUGGGACCUAUGCCUGGGGAGUUGCCACGCUGGCGCAUAUGUAUGACCAGUUAAAUGAAGCUUCUCAGAGCACUAGCCGACAGAUUGCUGGUUAUGUAACUUUAUUACAGUGUUGGAUAUAUGAGCAUUUUCCCGGUGUUCAUAACAGCGUGAUUGAUGAUGGGUAUGAUGAGACGUCACCACGUGCCUGCUGGUGGCUUACUACGAAGGCUUAUAUGAAGGGAUUAUCAGCAUUGUCGUACAAGACAUGUAUAGAUGCACUGACAGUCCCUGAUGUAUGCUGGAUGCCUUAUGGUGACCACCGAGGAGUUAGGGCGUUUGACCUCAUCUCAUGCUUUCAGGGUGAGCUUAGAUGGUGAUGUGAACCUUACGGGCCGAAACGUUUGAUACAGGUUACAGAGUUUGGUUGACGCCACUUCCAAUGAAGAAAGAUAAGUCAGGAUAGACGCCACUUCCAGUGAAGGAAGAUAAGUCAGGGUAGA
This is a messenger RNA of Glycine soja, 1896 nucleotides long. RefSeq names its product protein MAIN-LIKE 2-like. The record is from RefSeq and is a predicted model, not a curated record. NCBI's taxonomy places the organism in Eukaryota, Viridiplantae, Streptophyta, Magnoliopsida, Fabales, Fabaceae. The coding region runs from base 703 to 1227 and encodes 174 amino acids. The transcript has 3 exons.